Messenger RNA from Sardina pilchardus (European sardine), 2509 nucleotides. RefSeq names its product vacuolar protein sorting 4 homolog A (gene vps4a). Gene Ontology annotation, biological process: vacuole organization; endosomal transport. The transcript has 11 exons. The record is from RefSeq and is a predicted model, not a curated record. Bases 159 to 1469 code for a protein of 436 amino acids. NCBI's taxonomy places the organism in Eukaryota, Metazoa, Chordata, Actinopteri, Clupeiformes, Clupeidae. Gene Ontology annotation, molecular function: ATP hydrolysis activity; ATP binding.
CUCUGUUGCUGGGCCAAGCUUGUCAUGUAGCUAGCUAGUAUUGUCAUAGGCACCAAGCGCCCACUUAUUUUGCCACAACGAUAUUUUUUAAUAAAUCGUCAAGUUUGCUACGUUAGUUGGAUAAAAGACUGGGGAAAACAGCAGAAGCGUGAGAUGAAAUGACAACGUCAACAUUACAGAAAGCGAUUGAUCUGGUCACGAAAGCCACAGAGGAAGACAAGGCAAAGAACUAUGAAGAGGCCUUGCGCCUGUACCAGCAUGCAGUGGAGUACUUUCUGCAUGCUAUCAAAUAUGAGGCUCACAGUGACAAAGCGAAAGAGAGCAUCCGAGCCAAAUGUAUGCAGUACCUGGACCGAGCUGAGAAGCUAAAGGACUACCUGAAGAAUAAAGAAAAACAGGGCAAGAAACCAGUGAAGGAGGCACAGAGCAAUGACAAGAGUGACAGUGACAGUGAGGGUGAGAAUCCCGAGAAGAAGAAACUCCAGGAGCAUCUGAUGGGUGCUAUUGUGAUGGAGAAGCCCAAUGUGAGGUGGAGUGACGUGGCGGGAUUGGAAGGAGCCAAGGAGGCCCUCAAGGAAGCAGUCAUCCUCCCCAUCAAAUUCCCCCAUCUCUUCACUGGCAAGCGGACACCAUGGAGAGGGAUCCUGCUGUUCGGGCCUCCAGGGACGGGCAAGUCCUACCUGGCCAAGGCGGUGGCCACCGAGGCCAACAACUCCACUUUCUUCUCCGUCUCCUCCUCUGACCUGAUGUCCAAGUGGCUGGGAGAGAGUGAGAAGCUCGUUAAAAACCUCUUCGACCUGGCUCGCCAGCACAAGCCCUCUAUCAUCUUCAUAGACGAGGUGGACUCUCUGUGCGGCUCACGCAAUGAGAACGAGAGUGAGGCAGCGCGGCGCAUCAAGACCGAAUUCCUAGUCCAGAUGCAGGGGGUGGGAAAUAACAAUGAUGGGGUCCUUGUCUUGGGGGCCACUAACAUCCCUUGGGUAUUGGAUGCAGCCAUUCGCAGGAGGUUUGAGAAGCGGAUCUACAUCCCGCUGCCCGAGGAGCCGGCGCGCUCGGCCAUGUUCCGCCUGCACCUGGGCAACACGCCGCACAGCCUGAGCGACGCCGACCUGCGACAGCUGGCGCGCAAGACCGACGGCUACUCGGGCGCCGACAUCAGCGUCAUCGUGCGCGACGCACUCAUGCAGCCCGUGCGGAAGGUCCAGUCGGCCACGCACUUCAAGAAGGUAAGAGGCCCAUCCCGCUCAAACAGCUCAAUGAUGGUGGACGACCUGCUGACUCCCUGCUCCCCUGGUGACCCCGCUGCCAUAGAAUUGACCUGGAUGGACGUGCCUAGCGACAAGCUUCUAGAACCCAUUGUGUGCAUGUCUGAUAUGCUGCGGUCUCUGGCCACCACUCGUCCCACGGUGAACACUGAGGACCUGCUGAAGGUGAAGAAGUUCACAGACGACUUUGGACAGGAGGGCUGAGAGGGCUCGAGAGAGUUGUGGUGGCGUAUCUAUCCCAGCUUCGGACACCAACCUUAUUAUCCGGCAUCCCUAGUACCAUCCCCCUCCCACAACCCAGAUCCUCUCUCAUUCAUACAAUCCCAUCCCAUUCAAACAGUAGCACCUGCAAACUCGACUGACCACCACUGGACUAUCUACUCUAGACUAACCCACCAUGGUGACAAUGAAGGAGUGUUUUACCUUUUCUCUAAUGUGUACCUUUUUUUCUCUCUUUGAUCGCGCAAAGCAUAACAAAAAGAAAAAGGCUGAAGGACUUUUAUCUCUCUGUGCACCACACCAGUGCUGUUUGAUGUUUUCGGGGAAAAAAAAAAAAAGAAUCAUUUCAAAGGACGAACCAAUGGCACGUUGAACAAGAAGCUAAUCAUUUUUAUGUUGAAGGAUUGCUGUGUGGGUACCUGUGCAUUUACUGUAAGAAUGUCCCCGUCUGUAAAUGUUUAUUUUUUAUUGUUGUGUGUGAGAUGUGUGAAUGCGUACCAAGACUGCUAUUGUUUGAUUCGGAGUGUGACCUCCAUCACUCCGGCUCUGUUGCGAUUAUCGAUGCUCACCUUGUGAAGGAGGAAUUGUUGCUCUCUGUUCUAGACCGUAUUACGUUAUUUAUAUUUAUUUAUUUGUUUGCCAUGUAGGACACUAAAAACUGAAGAUGUUUACUGGGCAACUAAAAGAAACAGCAUAAGCUUUUUGUUUAGUCUUCUCCACUAACCUAACGGAGAUAGUAUUGAAAGUUCUGGGGCAGUACCUCACAGUCCCCCACAGUCCCCAGAAGUCUUACAGUAUGGAGGGGUAUAUUGACUGAGUGAUGUUUUUGUUUACCUGACGAAAGGACUGAAUACGCAAAAGGCCUCAGUCACACUGCAGAAGAUGCGCUCGUUUCUUCUAUCUGUCUCUGUCUAGAUAGUUAAUGGUGCAGAUAGUGAUGUCAGCCUUGGUGUCCACAGAGGCAGCCGUCACCUGUCAUGACUACAGACUUUGCCUGAUCUGAUUAAACUGCGAUUCUAAAACAG